Molecule: messenger RNA, 1731 nt
Organism: Owenia fusiformis
Lineage: Eukaryota; Metazoa; Annelida; Polychaeta; Sabellida; Oweniidae
Source: the annotation of a GenBank genome assembly
AUGAUCCGAUACUGUAUGUUCCUUUUUUUCUUAAAUCGUAUUCAAUCUACCUCUGGCGUUAACAAAUAUGUGCUAAAGAAAGCAUGGAAAACAAUGCACAAGCGCGCAAAGAGAGAAGCUCGGUCGUUAGGAGAGAUCCAAGAGAGAUCCAGUAAAAUGAAGAUGGUACUUUUGUUGGGGCUGUUUGGCAUCCUUGGUAAUAUGGGACAGGAACGAACGAUGUGGACAAGACAAAGAUCUCGUCAUUUUUUUGACUUCAUUGUAGAGAGGAAAGAAAGAAUGAUGACAAAGCCAAGCAAAAUACCAUGGGCGCGAAUAAACUACUUAUAUCAGGCAGCCCAUGAAGUGGUGAGGACACAUCCAAACAAUACUGAGCUAGUGAGACAAUACAUCACAAACAUGAUUUCCAUAGCACGCAAACAUGUAUUUAGAAUAGAGCCAUCUAUAAAGAGGACCAUAUGUAAGAAGUGCUUCAUGCUACUGAUACCAGGUGUCACUGCAACAGUUAGGACAAGAUCUAAGAGGGAAAAACACAUGGUCCUGACUUGCUUAGAGUGUAAAUCAGUGAAGCGCUUCCUUCUAAGGGGAAGCAACAAACUGUGGACUGAACACCCUGAAGCCUGGGUGAAAGAUCCAAAUUUGGACAAAGUACAGCUUAAAGUAAUUGGACCUACUCCUCCUAAAAGGACACCUGAGGAGAAAAGACUGCAUAAGGAACAGAGGAGAUUAAUGUGGGAACAAUCUCAGAAACAAUCUCAGUUAACUAAUGAUGAUGGAAAUAAAAAUGAUGACUCUUCCAGUUCCAAUAAUAACAGGACUAAAAAGGAAGACACAAGUAAUGUUGCAUCUUCAAAAAGUUGAUAGGAUUAUCCGUGAUCUGGCUUGUAAUGACAUCGUAGGGAUAUCAGACUGUGCUAUUACCAAAACAAAUAGGCCUACAUGUAUAUGGAAUUAUAAACAGUAGAAUUUUCUGUUGACUAGUUUGUAUGUCACCACCAAGCGUAACAAAUUGAAUUUUCACAAGUUUCAACAGACCUUUGGUAAUAUGUAUGUUGUCAUGGUAAUAAUAUCAGGAAUGUGUUACAUUUUUUUGUAAGAUCUGCGCCAUCACUGAACAAUUAAAGAUUAGAUCAUUACAAGAGGUUUUACAUUUUGUGCAGUAUCUGUUACCAUGGUUAUGAAAUAUGGGAAUGAAACACUUCUAACAUGUUAUUAUACCACUAAAAACAGAAAACUUUCCUGAGGACUUAGAGAAGCCAUCCGUCUGCCUGGUUGUCCAUCUGAGCUCUGUUCAAGAAGAAUUUUCAAGUUGUUCACUGAAUUUUAAAUGGCCUCUGUUAUGACUGUUCCUGUUAAAUGCCAGUUAAGUUGACAGAUUUGGUUCAGAUUUUAUAUACAUGUACUUGUGCCAUAUUGACAGCGAGUGUCUUCUCAAGAAAAAAAUGUAUAGGCUUAUAUCUUAAAUAUUCUUUUUGAUAACUCAAAUAACUGUUCUCAAGUUUGGUUCAGAUUUCAUAUGCUAGUGCCUUACUGUAUAGCUGAAAUAUAAUCUGAACAUUAUAUUUCCCGAAUGAAGACUUCAAAAAUAGAUUUUUUUAUUAUUUGCCCAUUUCACAACAGCCAAAAUAGCUCCUGUAUUUGCUAUCAAAAUACAUUGAGAAAUGACCGAAUAUUAAUGAAUAUAAAAGAAAAAAUACCGAACUUUUGAGAAGUUACAGUACUUGAUCUGAG